CCGACGUCAUUUGGAUGAGCGGGACGAACCCGGCGACCCACUACACAAGUUCCUACAUCAAACCUUGAAAAUCGAACUGAAAACAGUCGAACAGGUGUGAGGAUGGCGUCGGAUGAUGUUGCUCAGUUGGCUGACUCGCUGGCCAAGACUCAGGUCGGAGAGGGUGAACUCAGCUAUAAAGGGCAGGGUCUGAAACUGAAUGACGCCCAGUCUGCGGAAGAGAUCGUGAAGGCUAUUCGGGAGUUUAAGGGUUUGCAGGCUUUGCGGUUGGAGGGGAACACUGUUGGAGUAGAGGCUGCCCAGGCCAUCGCUAAAGCACUGGAGGACAAGAGUGACUUUCAGUGCUGCUACUGGAGUGACAUGUUCACUGGCCGCCUGCGUUCUGAGAUCCCUCCUGCACUGAACUCUCUAGGAGCAGCUCUAAUAAAUGCUGGAGCUCAGCUGAAGGUGCUAGAUCUAAGUGAUAACGCGUUUGGUCCUGAUGGUGUGAAGGGCAUUGAGAAGCUGCUGAAGAGCACUGCUUGUCACACACUGCAGGAACUGCGCCUCAACAACUGCGGCAUGGGCAUAGGUGGAGGGAAGAUCUUGGCAGCAGCACUAACAGAGUGCCAUAAGAAGUCGAGCGAACUUGGUGCCCCCCUGAGCCUGAAGGUCUUCGUUGCAGGCAGGAACAGGCUGGAGAAUGAUGGUGCCACAGCACUGGCACAGGCCUUUCAGUUAAUGGGCAGCCUGGAGGAAAUCCACAUGCCUCAGAAUGGCAUCAACCAUCCCGGAGUGACGGCUUUGGCCAGUGCUGUGCAGCACAACGCACAGCUCAGGGUGCUCAACCUCAACGACAACACCUUUACUAAGAAGGGUGCUAUUGCCAUGGCCCAGGCACUGAAGCAUCUACGCAGUGUGCAGGUGAUAAACUUCGGGGACUGCCUGGUUCGGUCUGAGGGAGCCAUCGCUAUAGCCGAGGCUCUAACAGACGGACUUCCAAUUCUCAAGGAAUUAAAUCUGUCAUUUGGAGAGAUCACAGAGGAGGCAGCACUGGCAGUUGCAAAAGCUGUUGAACGCAAAGAUCAACUAGAGAAACUCGACCUUAAUGGUAAUUGUUUAGGUGAGGAGGGGUGUCAGAACCUUCAGGAGCUGAUGCAGAAUAUGAACAUGGAAGACAUGCUGGGGUCUCUGAGUGAUGAUGAAGGAGAGCCAGAGGAAGAUGAUGAUGAAGAUGAUGAUGAGGAGGAAGAGGAAGAUGAAGAGGAGGAGGAAGAUGAUGAUGAAGAUGAGGAGGAGGAGGAAGAGGAAGAUGAAGAAGAGGAAAAUGAGGAAGAGGGAGAAGAUGAGCCCAGCAAACCCAGUCAGAUGUCGACUCCUCCUUCAGCUUCUCGGCCUCCAGAUGUUUCGUCCUUCCUCUGUUUUCCAUCUCCAGACAAACUUCUCCGUCUUGGCAGCAAGAGAGCUGAACUCAUCCAGCAGCAGGUGGAUGUGGCGGAUGUGGGGAAGACUGUAGAAGCUUUCCUGAAGAUUUCAUCUGUGUAUAAGGAAGAUGACCCUGAGGUGAAAACAGCAGUGCUUGAGAGCAUUGAUGCUGUUCUGAGGAAAAUGUUUUCCUUGCCAUCAGCCCAGACCUUCAGCUUUAUCUCCUCAUUACUAGUGAUGCUUGGGUUAUUAAAGAGUGAGGAUAAAGUGAAGCCAGUGGCAGUAGUAGCAGGACAUCUGCAGUGUUUGGAGCACGCAGUGAAGCAGGACUAUUUCCCCCGAGAGCACAUCGCUGUACUGCAUGCGUUUAUGGCCAGGUACAAACAUACUCAGUCACACGCAUGUUCGUCUGCUUUACACUGACCAAACAAAUCAUUGGAGACGUGCGUCAGCGCUCGGGACAGCCUGAGAUCCACACUGCAGAGACUCCAGCCAGAGAGCUAAAAGGACAUCCACACCCUCACAAGCUUACACGCACACACGGCUGACAAAUAUUUGGACAUUUUUCUGCUCAUUUGACUGGACUUAAACUGUAAGAAGAGCUCAGCUAUGGCGGACAGAAUUUGACAAAAAGGGAUUCAGGCUACUAGGAAGACAUUCAGUGGCUAUUAAUAAUGCCAGUCUCUGACAACUGCUGGAUUACACUGAAAGCCAUUCAGAAUUUGAGCUUUAAAUGACAGCCUGUCAUUGUUGGCUUUUUUUUUUAAAACUAAUUAAACAACAACUCUUAGCACUGAAGAUGAACCUAACUGGAGCUUUUAGCUGUUGUCAAAAACUUGACUCUGCAAGUCUGCUGUUGUUUGAGGACAGUGGUAAUUCUCUUGUGUUGUAGACAGGUCUCCACCAUUUUGGUCUUCAUGGCAUUCACUAGCUUUUCUGUAGCGAUAAGUUAAGUUCUUUAGCGUGUACACUGGCCAUCAAAAACUGGGAGACAUCUCGCCUUCUAUUGCAAUUUGAAUUUUACCACUAUUUCUGGCCCAUACAUCACUGUUUGUUUUAUGGCCCAAAAGUUAUUUAAGCACCUGAAAUCAAAGUUUCAUGUCUUAUAACAUUUCUAUAGACCUCUGUAGUCGUGUCGUCAAAAUGUUCCAAACCUGAUAGUUUUUUCCGUGCCGACAUCCAGAUGUCACUGGAUCAUUUGAAUUACAAGGUCAGUAAGGAGACGAAAUACAGAGCUAGUUAGUUAAAUAACAGACUUUCAUACAAUGUUGUUUCAGUGUCGUUUCAGUGCUCAAGAGCAUUAGCUUGGUCAUGGCAUGUACGUAGCCUUACUCUGAGUGCUAAAGGCCCUUGUGAUUCAGUGGGGAGAGACAUCCAUGAGCCAAAAUGUAUCAGGUUUGGAAAACUUGUUCAUCACAUGAUGCAAUUUAAAAAACAAUAUGUUCCUAAUUAUAGGCAUUAUAACUUUAGAGGUCAAUAUCUAAGCACUCAGUCUUAUAAGCACUCGUAAGCCAUUAAAAUGCCCAUUCCAAAAUCCGCACUGCUGAUUGGCUGUCUAAACAAUGUUAUUAAUGUCAGCGUUUCUUGAUUAUGCUCCAGUGCAGUUGAAUAUGCGCACCUCCAGCACCUGUGUCAUUCCUGCAUUAAGCAUAGUUCAUUUUGAACAAUACCCGGUUGUUACAGUACAUUUUUCAAUUACCUAAAAUAUGUAAUAUAUUAAGUAAUUGAUAAAUGACAAAGGAGACAUGUAUUGAACAUUUUUAAAGGCUAGUGUGCCCCAAUCCCCCCACCCCCCACCCCUCUGGGCACUGUAUAUCCAUACACCAUGCCAAAAAUGCCUUUUUAUAAAUUUUUCAAAUUAGAUGUGAUUGUACCUUUAAUGUAUGGGCUGUUUCAUACUUUUAUGUGGAUGUGAAUUUCAAUGCAUUAUACGUAGCUCACUGUGUGGUUUCUUUAAAGACAUUCUAUAAUACCAUUAUAAAACAAAUGAUUGUCAUAAAUAAAUGAAUAAAUGUCAUAAUGGGCUGACAUCCA
Pygocentrus nattereri (red-bellied piranha) is the source of this 3438-nucleotide messenger RNA. It is a transcript of the gene rangap1a, whose product is annotated as RAN GTPase activating protein 1a. Gene Ontology annotation, cellular component: perinuclear region of cytoplasm; cytosol; nucleus. Gene Ontology annotation, molecular function: small GTPase binding; GTPase activator activity. Lineage: Eukaryota; Metazoa; Chordata; Actinopteri; Characiformes; Serrasalmidae. The coding region runs from base 103 to 1827 and encodes 574 amino acids. The record is from RefSeq and is a predicted model, not a curated record. The transcript has 16 exons. Gene Ontology annotation, biological process: activation of GTPase activity; signal transduction; nucleocytoplasmic transport.